GAAGAAGAAGAAGAAGUCGCAGCCUAGUGACGCACAAAGAGUGUGUGCAGUGUUGAGUCUGACAGAAACAACGAAACUGUCUGAAGAAUUUCACAGUUUUUACUUUAUUCUAGAAAGACAAAACAUCGACCGGUUCAUUCAUGAAUAUCAUGUUUAUGUUCAGCUAAAUGGAGGCUAACGGAAGAUAAAUCUCCAUGACAACAGUCUCACUCAGUGUUUUACACAUCUCUCUCUGUGAUGGCUUCAGAGGAUGAAAUCAGUCUGCUGGUCGUCGUGGUGGAUGUGAAUCCUCUGUGGUGGGGACAACAGGCUCAACGUGAACCAGAGUUCACCCUGUCCAAGUGUGUGGAUGCAGUCAUGGUGAUGGGAAACUCUCACAUGGCGAUGGCCAGGACGAACAAGCUGGCUGUCAUUGCGAGCCACUGUCAAGACAGUCACUUCCUGUUUCCCAGUAAGAGCUGGAGUAACGGAGACAGCGGUGUGGAGGACGCAUCGUCCAGCGGGGACGGAAAAUAUGAACUUCUGUCAGUCACCAAUAACCUCAUAGCUGAAGAGAUCAGGAAUGUCAUCGCAAAGACUGAAGUGAGGGGAAACUCGACGGACACUCUGCUGGCUGGAUCUCUGGCUAAAGCUCUCUGCUAUAUUCACAGGGUGUCAAAAGAUCUUGAAGCGGGACAGGAGAUGAAAUCAAGAAUAUUGGUGAUUAAAGCAGCUGCAGACUGUGCCCUCCAGUACAUGAACUUCAUGAAUGUCAUUUUUGCUGCUCAGAAGCAGAAUAUCCUGAUAGAUGCCUGUGUGUUGGACUCAGAGUCAGGCCUUCUCCAGCAGGCUUGCGAUAUAACUGGAGGAUUGUACCUGAAGAUACCACAGAAACUCGCCCUUGCUCAGUACCUUUUGUGGGUGUUCCUGCCCGACUCGGAGCAGCGCUCACAGCUGGUGCUGCCGCCGCCUGCGCACGUGGACUACAGAGCCGCGUGCUUCUGUCAUCGUAACCUCAUUGAGAUCGGUUACGUGUGCUCGGUUUGUCUAUCAAUAUUCUGCAACUUCAGCCCGAUCUGUACAACCUGCGAGACUGCCUUCAAAAUCCAGCUUCCCCAGAUGGUCAAGCCCAAGAAGAAGAAGCUGAAGCAGGCCACAUGACGUUCUCUGGGAUCAAACUCAUGUUGUAAAUAAAGUUUGUUUACUUUUU
Labrus mixtus (cuckoo wrasse) is the source of this 1189-nucleotide messenger RNA. It is a transcript of the gene gtf2h3, whose product is annotated as general transcription factor IIH, polypeptide 3. The transcript has 13 exons. Gene Ontology annotation, cellular component: transcription factor TFIIH holo complex; transcription factor TFIIH core complex. Bases 238 to 1140 code for a protein of 300 amino acids. NCBI's taxonomy places the organism in Eukaryota, Metazoa, Chordata, Actinopteri, Labriformes, Labridae. Gene Ontology annotation, biological process: nucleotide-excision repair; regulation of DNA-templated transcription. The record is from RefSeq and is a predicted model, not a curated record.